CAGUUCCGGGAAAAUCCACUGGAACACUUCACAACUGAAAUCGUGAUUAACAGUUAACUGACAUGUCAUGUAAUGAAAUAAAAGCAAAUCUAUUAACGUUUUUGCUCUAUUAAAAAAGUUACGUAUAGAAAUCUUUCUAAGAAAUAGUUGACAAAUAGGUGUCAGUAUGCUGAGACGAUCUAUAGUCGUGCAAAGUCUCAGGAGUAUUAGAGAUAGGUUUUUUGAUACAAGACGACAAAGAAAUGAGAAAAGGGAUGGUCAGGGGUCAAGUAAUGAAGUCACGGGCCCCUCUCUGGAUAACCUGACGGUUGACAUGCAGUUUCUCAUUAUGACCUUCCUGUCUCCGCAAGACCUCUGCAGACUGGGAGGCACCAGUACAUACUGGCAGUCAAUGGUUCGAGACCCUGUCCUGUGGAAGUACUUCCUGUUGCGUGAUAUGCCACUCUGGCAGUCAGUUGACCAUUUAUCAGUGCCUCAGGUCAAGCUCACUGGCUCAGCUGUGCUGGAUGACUCUGAGAUGCAGCUGGAUUAUAUGGCAGAGUAUCUACGUGUUUGUCCGGCCUGUCGAAACCAAUGGCAACACCAACCCAGAGCCUUUGAAUCUGUGACUUCCUUCUUCCAGUCUCUUGUACCGGUUUCAGAGCCACAGUUUGCCAUGUUCGGCCCCGGGCUUGAGCAGUUAGAGAUUUCCCUCAUGAAUACAAUCAUGCAUUCCCCUCGUGUACUGCCUGUAGCAGGACUACCUCAGCGUCAGAUUGAUGGCAUUGGAUCUGGAAUCAGUUUUAAGUACAAAGAUCAGCACAGAUUCAAUAUUGCAACUUUAUAUUCAACUAACAGGACAGAGCGAGAGAGAGCGCGUCUGGAGCACCUCAAUCUGCGCAGCAAACUCUAUGUCUAUGAGGAGGAUAGUGAGUCCAACAUACCCUUAAGCAUUAACUCCAUGUUUAAUCAAGUUUGUCAAGCUGUGAAUGGAUUCGUCUUUGUGGCCAAUGCUGAGACAGAAAGAGGAAUGGACAGAGGGUGGGAGGAGGAAUGUGCCCAGAUCAGGGUUAUGUUAGACCCUGUGGUGGGUGCUGUGUGCCGCCCUAUCCUGGUGCUCUCCUGUGUGUCUAGAGAGACAGCAGACAGACGCAGGAUACCUUGUGUGACCAUUGCCCAUCAGCUUCAGCUCAGCUCACUGCCAAACCCUUGGAUGGUUCAGGAUACGGCUGCAGAAACACUGACGGGACUGCUGGAUGGUAUUGAUUGGCUGCUGAGGCACUCUGGAGUCAGGCUAUAACCAAUAAGAUUGUAAUGAAGCUACUGGAUGUAUCAAGUCACAAGUCACACCAUUAUAGGUCACACAAUAGUGGUGUGCUGAUUUUACAUUGCCCUUUUCAACAGUUGACCUGUUAUUGUUUUGUCUAAAUGUUGUCCUUUAAUUGACUUUUUGAAUUUUUUAAAAGUGGAAUAGCAUUUUUCAUAUAUAUAUUUUUUUUUUAAUCAGGGGAAUUAUAUUUAUGUAGCUCUAAAGGCAAUAUCACACAAGCAAGAGUGCUUUUGUACUGAACAUCAACAUGUCUGAGAUUUGACUGUAGGCAGGUAAUAUUAAGAAUCAGAAUAACAAUAUGUUAUGAUUGUGAUACAGUUCAGUUCAAUAAAGAAAAAGUUAAUAUUAAGCAACUUACAUUUUAGACACAAUUUUGCCUUAUAUUCCUCUGCUUUUGCUUUGCAAACAAAUCCAAAGCAGAGCCAACCAUCUCCAAACAAGCUUAAACGAAUCAGGGUUUUUUAAUUAAUUGGUUGUGUGAAUGAUUCAUUGACUCGCAUGUUGUAAUCCCAGUGCUGUUGGACUAAAUAUGAAGAUAUGAAACUAUUUUAGAUGAGUAAUGCAUUUAAAAUAUGUAACCUCAGAAUAAUGAUAGUUCACUUACUUUAACCCUGU
Molecule: messenger RNA, 1924 nt
Organism: Sinocyclocheilus rhinocerous
Lineage: Eukaryota; Metazoa; Chordata; Actinopteri; Cypriniformes; Cyprinidae
Product: F-box only protein 4-like
Exons: 7
Coding region: 167-1279 (370 amino acids)
Biological process (GO): SCF-dependent proteasomal ubiquitin-dependent protein catabolic process; protein polyubiquitination
Cellular component (GO): SCF ubiquitin ligase complex
Molecular function (GO): protein binding
Source: RefSeq, a predicted model, not a curated record